CGGUCGGCGGGCCGUCGACGGGCGACACGCAAGCGCAACAGGUAGGUUAAGAUUCACGGUCCGUCGCAUUUGCUGGUCCUAUGCGCACGACGCGGCCCUCGCAUACAGCACACGAACCGCGACCGACGAAAUGUGCGGGAUCAUCGGUGAUCGGUGAAGUGAUUCUAACAUAGUGAUAGUUAUCAACAAGUGCUUGUGUCUGUGAUAUGACGAGGACCAGCUCCGGAGUUUGACCGAGCGCCACUCAGCGGAUCUUAACGAUCGUGCCGGUGACCACAUGCCGCCGACAUCAUGGUGAUCGUUACCAGGGGCGAUUACAUAUGGAUCGAGCCGGUGUCAGGUCGGGAGUUCGACGUCGCGAUCGGCGCCCGAGUGCUCGCGGCCGAGGGGCGUCGCAUACGCGUUCGCGACGACGACGGUCACGAACAAUGGCUGCCGCCGGAGCGACGCAUCAAGGCGAUGCACGCCACCUCCGUGCAUGGCGUCGAGGACAUGAUCUCACUCGGCGACUUGCACGAAGCUGGCAUAUUGAGGAAUCUGCUUAUAAGAUAUAAUGAGAAUCUCAUUUAUACAUACACCGGCUCAAUCUUAGUAGCUGUAAACCCGUACCAAAUACUGCCAAUCUACACGGCAGACCAGAUCAAAUUGUACAAGGAGAGGAAGAUAGGCGAGCUGCCCCCUCACAUCUUCGCGAUCGGGGACAAUGCGUACGCGCACAUGCGUCGGUAUAAACAAGACCAGUGUAUUGUGAUCAGUGGGGAGUCGGGAGCAGGGAAGACGGAAUCUACGAAGCUGAUCCUGCAGUACCUAGCUGCUAUAAGUGGGAAGCAUUCGUGGAUUGAACAACAGAUUCUAGAAGCUAAUCCCAUCCUCGAGGCUUUUGGCAACGCGAAGACUGUUAGAAACGACAACUCUUCGCGUUUCGGCAAAUACAUUGACAUUCACUUCAACAACAGCGGAGUCAUUGAAGGCGCCAAGAUCGAGCAGUAUCUUCUAGAAAAGUCCAGAAUAGUGUCCCAGGGAGCAGAGGAAAGGAACUACCAUGUGUUCUACUGCUUGCUCGCAGGAUUGUCCAAAGAAGAGAAGAAGAAGUUAGAACUAACUGAACCUUCUGAAUAUAGAUAUUUGUCCGGGGGUGGUAGCUUAACUUGCGAAGGCCGGGACGACGCUGCCGAAUUUGCUGAUAUACGGUCAGCCAUGAAGGUUCUAUUGUUCACUGAGCCAGAAAUAUGGGAAAUAUUGAAACUGCUGGCUGCCGUCUUACACACUGGUAACAUUAAAUACGAGGCGACAGUCGUGGACAACUUAGAUGCUACAGAAAUUAUAGAACAAGCUAAUGUUAGGAGGGUGGCGACCUUGCUUGGAGUACCGAUGCAAUCUCUCAUAGACGCACUGACUAGAAAGACCCUGUUUGCGCACGGAGAAACCGUCAUAUCGACCCUCAGCAAAACACAAUCCGUCGACAUUAGAGACGCCUUCGUCAAAGGAAUCUAUGGACGGUUAUUCGUCACCAUCGUUAAGAAGAUCAACGCUGCAAUCUACAGACCAAAGUCCACCAUGCGAACAGCUAUUGGCGUCCUAGAUAUAUUCGGUUUCGAGAACUUCGAUCAAAACAGUUUCGAACAAUUCUGUAUUAACUUUGCUAAUGAGAACUUGCAGCAGUUUUUCGUUAGGCAUAUAUUCAAAUUGGAACAAGAGGAGUAUAAUCAUGAAGGAAUUAAUUGGCAGCAUAUCGAAUUCGUUGACAACCAAGAUGCUUUAGAUUUGAUUGCAUUGAAACAACUGAACAUUAUGGCUUUAAUUGACGAAGAGUCGAAGUUUCCAAAGGGCACUGACCAAACGAUGUUAGCCAAGCUACACAAGACCCACGGUCUACAUAGAAACUACCUCAAGCCAAAGUCAGAUAUAAACACCAGUUUUGGACUAAACCAUUUUGCUGGAAUAGUAUUUUACGAUACGCGAGGAUUCUUAGAGAAAAACCGUGACACGUUUAGUGCUGAUUUAUUGCAGUUAAUUCAUAUAUCGACGAACAAAUUCCUGCAACAUAUCUUUCAAGAUGACAUUGCUAUGGGAUCAGAAACACGGAAAAGAACUCCAACACUUUCAACUCAAUUCAAGAAGUCUCUUGACUUGUUGAUGCGAACAUUAGGAACAUGCCAGCCGUUCUUCAUUAGGUGUAUAAAGCCAAAUGAAUUUAAGAAACCAAUGAUGUUUGAUCGAGGUCUCUGCUGCAGGCAGCUCAGGUACUCCGGCAUGAUGGAGACUAUCAGAAUCAGGAGAGCUGGGUACCCCAUCCGACACAGCUUCAAAGAAUUCGUCGAGAGAUAUCGAUUCUUAAUUUCUGGUGUCCCCCCUGCACACAAGACUGACUGUCGUUCGGCAACUGCAAAGAUCUGUGCGACAGUCCUUGGCAAGUCUGACUACCAGUUGGGUCACACAAAAGUUUUUCUGAAGGAUGCUCACGACUUGUUCUUAGAACAAGAAAGAGAUCGCGUACUUACUCGGAAGAUAUUAAUUCUACAAAGGUCUAUUCGAGGAUGGGUUUACCGCAGACGGUUCUUGAAGAUGCGAGCGGCCGCGAUUUUGAUUCAACGUCACUGGCGAGGCAAGUUGCAGAGGAUUCGUUAUAACAAGAUGAAGGUUGGGUACGCGAGACUGCAGGCGUUGAUACGCGCACGAGUGCUGGCUCACCGGUUCAGGCAUCUUCGAGGGCAUAUUGUGGCUUUACAAGCGGCAGCCCGAGGCUACCUAGUCCGUCGCUCCUACGGGCACAAGAUGUGGGCGAUCGUGAAGAUCCAGUCCCACGCGCGUCGGCUGCUGUGCAUGCGUCGCUACCGGCGCCUGCGCGGCGAGGCGCGCGCGCACUCGGAGGCGCUGCGCCUGCGCCGCCAGGAGGAGCAGCGUCUGCAGCACCAGGGCAACACGCGCGCUAAGGAGAUCGCUGAGCAUAACUAUCGGGAGCGCAUGUACGAAUUGGAAAGGCGUGAAGCAGAACUGGCCCUGGAAGAGAAGAAGCAGCUAGAAGCCAAGAGGACGUUACUCCAAGAGGCGGCGAGGAAACAGGACGAGCCGGUAGAUGACAGCAAGCUCGUGGAAGCCAUGUUUGACUUCCUACCUGACUCCAGCAGUGAAGCCCCUGCGCCCAAAGAUACGUCUGUCUUCAGCGAUCUGCCACAGCCUAGAGCUGAUCAGCAGGAGAUGGUAACACCAAUGCAAACAACUUCAGAAGAUGAAGAGGACUUGUCAGAGUUCAAGUUCCAGAAAUUCGCAGCGACUUACUUCCAAGGCAAUGUCACUCAUCAGUACUCCAGGAAGCCACUGAAGCAUCCACUGCUGCCUCUUCACACGCAAGGAGACCAGCUGGCUGCCCAAGCGCUAUGGAUCACAAUACUCCGCUUCACUGGGGAUCUGCCAGAACCAAGAUACCACACAAUGGACCGGGACAAUACGUCAGUUAUGUCCAAAGUCACAGCAACCCUUGGCAGGAACUUCAUCAGGUCCAAAGAGUUCCAGGAGGCUCAGAUGAUGGGAGUUGACCCUGACGCUUAUCUGAACAAACAGAAGCCAAGGUCUAUUAGACACAAGCUUGUGUCUUUAACACUAAAGAGGAAGAACAAGCUCGGUGAAGAUGUGAGGAGAAAGUUGCAGGAUGAGGAGUACACAGCAGACAGCUACCAGUCAUGGCUAGAAUCUCGCCCAACUUCAAAUCUAGAAAAAUUGCAUUUCAUUAUUGGGCACGGUAUUCUACGGGCUGAGUUAAGAGACGAAAUAUAUUGUCAGAUCUGUAAACAACUGACAAAUAAUCCGUCAAAGUCCUCUCAUGCCAGAGGUUGGAUUUUACUUUCGUUGUGUGUUGGAUGCUUUGCUCCUAGCGAAAAGUUCGUCAAUUAUCUGCGGGCGUUCAUCAGAGAGGGCCCGCCUGGAUACGCACCGUACUGUGAAGACCGUCUGAAGCGCACAUUUAACAAUGGCACCAGGAACCAGCCACCCUCAUGGUUAGAACUCCAAGCGACAAAGUCUAAAAAGCCUAUAAUGUUACCCAUAACAUUUAUGGAUGGCAACACAAAGACGUUGUUAGCAGAUUCUGCCACAACUGCGAGAGAACUAUGCAAUCAGUUAUCUGAUAAAAUUGGUCUGAGAGACCAAUUCGGCUUCUCGCUUUACAUUGCUCUGUUCGAUAAGGUUAGUUCCCUUGGUAGUGGAGGCGAUCAUGUAAUGGAUGCUAUAUCACAAUGUGAACAGUACGCUAAAGAGCAAGGUGCUCAAGAAAGAAAUGCGCCAUGGAGACUUUUCUUUAGAAAAGAAAUAUUCGCUCCAUGGCAUGAUCCUACCGAGGACCAAGUAGCCACUAAUCUUAUUUAUCAGCAAGUGGUCAGAGGUGUUAAAUUUGGUGAAUACAGAUGUGAUAAAGAAGAAGACUUAGCUAUGAUAGCCGCUCAACAGUAUUACAUCGAAUACGGUCAAGACAUGAACACUGAACGACUGUAUACAUUACUGCCAAAUUACAUACCGGACUAUUGUCUAACCGGUGUUGAGAAAGCGGUUGAUCGGUGGGGUGCUCUAGUGGUGCAAGCAUACAAAAAGAGUUAUUAUGUAAAAGAAAAAGUUCCUGCUUAUAGAGUCAAAGAAGACGUUGUAAGUUAUGCAAAGUUCAAGUGGCCACUAUUAUUCUCUAGAUUCUACGAAGCUUAUAGAAACUCUGGGCCAAACCUUCCUAAAAAUGAUGUAAUAAUAGCAGUGAAUUGGACUGGUGUGUAUGUUGUGGAUGAUCAAGAACAAGUGUUACUGGAAUUGUCAUUCCCUGAAAUUACAACUGUUGCCAGCCAAAAAACCAACAAAGUGUUUACUCAAACCUUCAGUCUGUCGACGGUUCGCGGUGAGGAGUUUACAUUCCAAAGUCCGAACGCUGAAGACAUUCGCGAUUUAGUGGUAUAUUUCCUUGAAGGUCUGAAGAAACGAUCCAAGUUCGUUAUAGCGUUACAAGACUACAAGGCACCGGGAGAGGGUUCUAGUUUCUUAACAUUCAACAAAGGAGAUCUGAUAAUCUUAGAAGAAGAUAGCACAGGGGAAUCUGUUUUGAACAAUGGUUGGUGCAUCGGUCGUUGUGAAAGGACGAUGGAAAGAGGUGAUUUCCCCGCGGAGACCGUCUACGUAUUGCCAGCGCUGACGAAACCGCCUCCGGACAUAUUAACUUUGUUCUGCCAAGAAGGUGCAUCACAUGGGCGACGAGCACCAACCGCCACAUACAAUGGAACAGAAAUUAAAGACAAGCCUCAUACAUUGCUUGAAUACGCUAUGGAUCAUUUCCGGUUGCCACCAAAACGAACUGUCUCCAAGGCACUUACACUUUCCACUGCAAAGAGGGGAGGAUCUGAAGAACUUUGGCGGCACUCUAGAGAGCCGAUAAAACAGCCGCUGUUGAAGAAACUGCAAGCAAAAGAAGAAUUGGCUGAAGAAGCUUGUUUCGCAUUCACCGCUAUUCUCAAAUACAUGAGCGAUCUGCCUUCGAAGCGUCCUCGUAUUGGAAAUGAGUAUACAGACCACAUAUUCGACGGUCCACUAAAACACGAGAUCUUGCGGGACGAGAUAUAUUGCCAAAUAAUGAAACAGCUGACUGACAACCGAAACAGAAUGUCAGAAGAAAGAGGCUGGGAGCUAAUGUGGUUAGCCACCGGUUUAUUUGCAUGUAGUCAAGGGUUACUUAGAGAAUUAACGCUGUUUCUGAGGACUAGGAGAUAUCCAAUAGCUCAAGACUCACUCCAAAGACUUCAAAAGACUUUAAGGAAUGGCCAAAGGAAAUAUCCACCUCAUCAGGUAGAGGUGGAAGCCAUUCAGCAUAAGACUACUCAGAUAUUCCAUAAGGUUUACUUCCCUGAUGAUACAGAUGAAGCAUUUGAAGUGGACUCGUCUACUAGAGCAAAGGACUUCUGUCAAAAUAUAGCACAGAGAUUGAAUUUGAGAUCUAGUGAAGGGUUUAGUUUAUUCGUUAAGAUAGCUGAUAAGGUGAUAUCGGUUCCUGAGGGCGAUUUCUUCUUUGACUUCGUGCGACACCUCACGGACUGGAUCAAGAAGGCACGGCCGACAAGAGACGGCAUCACUCCACAGUUUACUUACCAGGUGUUCUUCAUGAAAAAGCUAUGGACGAACACAGUACCGGGCAAGGACCGGGCGGCGGACGUGAUCUUCCACUUCCACCAGGAGUUGCCGAAGCUGUUGCGCGGGUACCACCGCUGCGGCCGCGACGAGGCCGCGCGUCUCGCUGCGCUGGCGUACCGGGCACGCUUCGGAGACAACAAGCAGGAGUUGCAGGCGAUACCGCAAAUGCUCCGCGAGCUGAUCCCAGCAGACCUGAUAAAGCUGCAGAGUUCUGCCGACUGGAAGCGAGCGAUCGUUGCCUCAUACAACACGGACGCCGGCAUGACGCCUGAAGACGCCAAGAUUACCUUCCUGAAGGUCAUCUACCGCUGGCCCACGUUCGGAUCCGCCUUCUUCGAGGUCAAGCAGACCACAGAACCAAAUUAUCCUGAGCUCUUGCUGAUUGCUAUCAAUAAACAUGGAGUUAGUUUGAUACAUCCGCAGUCUAAGGACAUCCUAGUAACGCACCCAUUCACAAGAAUAUCGAACUGGUCAUCUGGCAACACGUACUUCCACAUGACGAUAGGCAACCUCGUGCGGGGGUCCAAACUGCUUUGCGAGACCUCCUUGGGAUACAAAAUGGACGACCUGCUGACGUCAUACAUCUCCCUUAUGCUCACUAACAUGAACAAGCAGCGCUCCGUCCGCGUCAAGUAAGGAGGUCCCACACCUUAUCGUAGUCAAACAUUCCGAAUAUAGACACAAUUAUUUUUUAUCCGCUUACCGUUAAGUUCGCACGCUUCCCAGCGGUUAGUAUAUUUAACUUAACAUAGUGUAGCAUUUACAUGCAGUCAAAACGAAUGCUUAUUAUCAAUGUUAUGGCGUACAGUGUGCCCAGUAUAUCGAGGCAGUUAAUGGUGCUGGUUGCGAGAUGGAAAAAGCUUGAUUAGGAUAAAAAUUAAGUUUCUUCCUUGGUGCCUGUCAAAAUAUACUGAGCUCACUGUAUCAAUCACAAGAUUCACAAAAGUGAGUCGUAUCAUUGUAGAUAAAAUUAUGCACAAUUAAUGAGGUCACGUUACUUCUCUUUUCGAAACAAAAUCUACUUUAGAUCAAUAUAUCCGUCCAUACAAUAAGAUUGAAAUGUAUCUAGAUGUAAAACGAUGUUACUGGUAAUCCAAAUCCAUACUAUAGAUGUUAAGUACAACGACCUAAUUUUAGGUAUUUGUUCUAAAAUGUACUCUCCCAUGGAAAUGGCUAACUGAAAUACGUAUCUAAAUCUAGAAUUAAGUAAAAAAUAAUAUUUAUAUUUAAUAUGAUUUUCAUUUUAAUCCAAAUUGGAAAAUAUUCUCUCAUAUUUAUUUGAAUUUCAAUUUAACAAUUAAUUAAUUAUCAAAAAGAUCUGUUACAACUUAUUUAAGGUGUUCGGUAACAAUAACUUGAUAUGAAAAUUAUGUACUUACCUACAUUUGCAAAUUAAUGCCUUGUUAUGUGCCUAGCUUUUAGCGCUGUUUGCAGGAAAAGAAUUUUAUAUUCACAGCUCAGAAAUUAGAUUAAGAAAUGUCUAUAUUACCGACAAUAAUUAACAAUGCUUCGAUUAUUUUCAAAGCACUUGACAUUUGUAAUAUUGCUGGAAUUAUAUUGAUAAACAUAAUGAUUAACAAACAAAACUCAAAAUUAAAGUCGAUAAACUAAACUAUCGAUAAAUUGAAAUAUCGAUAUAUUCCCAGCAAUUUACAAAUGUCGCAUUGAAUUUAGGUGUUUAUAUAUUUAUAAAAUUAACCGUUUAGCAUAACAUCUAUAUAAAAUACAUAGGUAACAUCAAUGUAUUUAUUUAAUAGGUAAAGGAAUUAUUCUAAGUAUUGUGUUGAUUUGAUUGUCAAGUUUCAUGCCAUGAGUCCGGUGACAAUUCAACUGUUUGUUUUAUUAAUAUCGCUUUAAAGUUAAAAGUUGCAUUUGUGAGUGGUUGUAAACAUGAGUCACAAUGA
This is a messenger RNA of Helicoverpa armigera (cotton bollworm), 8060 nucleotides long. It is a transcript of the gene ck, whose product is annotated as myosin-VIIa. Bases 292 to 6792 code for a protein of 2166 amino acids. Gene Ontology annotation, molecular function: protein binding; ATP binding; cytoskeletal motor activity. The record is from RefSeq and is a predicted model, not a curated record. The transcript is spliced from 14 exons. NCBI's taxonomy places the organism in Eukaryota, Metazoa, Arthropoda, Insecta, Lepidoptera, Noctuidae. Gene Ontology annotation, cellular component: cytoskeleton; myosin complex.